Molecule: messenger RNA, 1226 nt
Organism: Nicotiana tabacum (common tobacco)
Lineage: Eukaryota; Viridiplantae; Streptophyta; Magnoliopsida; Solanales; Solanaceae
Product: glutathione S-transferase zeta class
Biological process (GO): glutathione metabolic process; L-phenylalanine catabolic process
Cellular component (GO): cytoplasm
Molecular function (GO): maleylacetoacetate isomerase activity; glutathione transferase activity
Source: RefSeq, a predicted model, not a curated record
CCUCGUCCUUUGUAAAUUUAGAUCUAUAGCAGAGACUAGAGAGGAGGUGAAACAGUAAAAAUUGCCUAAAGUGAGUGAGUUGAGCAAUGAAGAUUAAUCCACCAUUGUUAUUGCAAAUUAACAGAUCUUAUCUUAAAUUAGUCAAAGGUGACAAUUUUCCGAGGUACUAUUUUCAAAGGUGGUUCGGUGCAGAUUUUUCUCACACUGAAACUCCAACAACCAAAUCCAAUAUUGAUGCUUCAUCAGCUGUUCCCAUUUCAUCUUCAUCCAUGGAAUCCAAUUACUCCCAGAUGGCUGCUGAUUCAACAUGGGUUUCAAAGAUUAUACUGUAUUCUUUCUGGCAAAGUUCAUGUUCUUGGAGAAUUCGCUUUGCCUUAAACCUCAAAGGACUUUCUUAUGAAUAUAGAGCAGUCAACAUUGACAAAGGAGAACAGUUCACUUCAGAGUUUGAGAAAUUAAAUCCUCUUCAUUAUGUUCCUGUAUUGGUUGAUGGCGAUGUGGUCAUUUCGGACUCCUAUGCAAUUUUACUAUAUUUAGAAGAGAACUAUUGUCAGAGACCCCUGUUGCCAGUUGAACCUCAAUUAAGAGCUCUCAAUCUUCAGGCAGCAAGUAUUGUCAGCUCUAGUAUGCAGCCACUUCAUAUGUUGUCAGUGCUGAGAUACAUGGAGGAAAGGGUUGGUCCCGAAGAGAAACAAUCAUGGGCAAAAUUUCACAUACAAAAAGGUUUUAGUGCUCUUGAAAAAUUGCUCACUGGAUCUGCUGGAAAGUAUGCUACAGGAAAAGAAGUAUAUAUGGCUGAUGUGUUUUUGGCGCCUCAAAUUGCAGUGGCUACUAAAAGAUUUAACAUUGACAUGUCCCAGUUUCCCACUUUAUCAAGGAUAUAUGAUUCCUGUAAGGCUUUGCCAGAAUUCCAAGCUUCUUCGCCAGAGCGACAGCCCGAUGCCGCCCUGUAAGCUAUGCUUAGUGCUGAGUUUCAAGAAUAUUGAAGUCUGCUAAAUGUUGUUUAGAUGUGAUGAAGUUAUAAGUAAAAUGUAAAACCUUACGUUGUGUUUGAUACGAUGUAAAAAUAUUUUCAUACUAUGUUUUUGUUGAAAAAUUUUUGAAAGAUUUUUUUUUUUUUGACGAAUCUUGAAACAUGAGUCACUAAUCACAUUGUUUUGUGAUGUAUAAGAAAAGAUUUGGUGUUCAGGUUGAUUUUUGAAUCAAAGUGGGUUUCUUUUGAUAAA